AUGGAGAAAAAGCAAAAAAUGGAGGAAAAAAAGAACUCCUCGGGGGGGGAGAGCAUCGACGGCGUGGAUGGACAUCACCCUGGGCGCCAGCUCAUCUAUGUGAACACACUCGAUUUUAUCAAAUUACCGAAAACGGGUCUUAUCGGAAUCCUACCGCUGCAGGCGGAAGGUCAAUCACUUCCGGAGAUUUCGGAGAAAGUACGAAGCUUAGUGUCCUUAGUGCACACCUACCACGUGGAGAUAACCCCCCCGUACUUGUUUGGCCACCCGAGUAAUAACAAAGCAGAACGAAAACGGAGACCGUGCGAAAGUGCUCCACGCUACAUCAACACGAGGUUUAAAGUUGAAGAAGUAAAGGGAAAGCCCUACGCGAAACAUCUGUCGCGGAAGGAGAGAAAGGCUUUACGGAAGUCGAUACGAAAAAGUAACAUAUAA
Molecule: messenger RNA, 435 nt
Organism: Plasmodium cynomolgi strain B
Lineage: Eukaryota; Apicomplexa; Aconoidasida; Haemosporida; Plasmodiidae
Exons: 3
Coding region: 1-435 (144 amino acids)
Source: RefSeq, a predicted model, not a curated record